UCCAUCAAGUCGUUCGAUCAGAGAAAACUCUAAAUUCGUAAGAAAGCUAAUUCGUUCUUCGGAUAUAUCAUUGGCUGCUUCUAAUGGAAGCAUCGCGGAGUAUUAAUGGCGUCGACGAGUCGUACCGCCCACUUCCUGCACUCUACUUAACCUUUUUAUCGAUUUGGUCUCUCUCGGCUUGUUCCUGGACGGUUAACACCUUCAGGAAUCGCCAUUUUCAGACAAGCAGUUUGCAGUGGACUCUUGCUUCGGUUCCAUUGAUCAAAGCCUUGCAACUCACUCUAUCUUUCCUCUUUUGGUAUUCAUGUUUUCAUCAUCACAUAUGCUCUCUUUGGAUGUCGUUUGGUGUAUAUGUGACCGGCGUUCUGUUUCAGACAGCUUCUUUCGUGUCGUUCUUACUGAUCUCUCAUGGUUACUGCAUCACAUGCGAACGCCUCUCUCUUACCGAACGUCGAACCACAGCUUCACUUGGCUGUGUCUUUUACUUAACUCUUGUUGGCUACCGAGCUUCUGUUCCUUAUUUUACAGUGCUUCUGAUACUCAAUUAUGUGAUAUCAUUCUAUGUUAUUUUCCACCACAUAUCCCAAAAUCUGUCUGUGCUAAGAGAACAGCUGACCUUUAUCGAGGACGAGAAUGUUCAAGCUAUGCAUGAUGCUGUAUACUCAAAAUACAUCAUGUUCAAGAAAUUCCAAGGGGCCAUGCAAAUUGUAGCCAUGGCGGAAACCGUGCAGAUCUAUAUGAACAUGGAUAACUCUACACAGAAUUAUUGGCUUCGACUACUAGUACGAGAGUGGGCGCAAUUUUGCAUCUUUCUCUAUAUCGGGUGGACUUUCAGGUCUCAGGACUUGGCACCGCGUUUCUCAGUAAUGCCGACUCUAAAACUCAAGGAGAAUUCUAUCAUUCCUCCGAUUUACAGUGUGGAAAUGGACACAAAAACUUUCGAGGAAUUUAGAAGCCAUGAAUGGAACAUUGGGGUGCCGACACCGUGUUCCAACGAGAAGCAUAAGGAUAAGGAAUCGGUUCUAGUGAUAAUUCAGCAUCCUCGGUAGCAGCAGCGGCAGCGGCAGCGGCAUUAUUGUGUAAUGCAAAGAUGAUGUUUUUUUUCCAUCUUCUCGUUCUUGGAAAUCACCUGAGAAAAUAUUUGUCCCAAACCUAGCCAUCAAAUCAAAAGGAACAGAUCAAAGAGUCACAGGUUCCGACCUAUACUCUCUUUGCAUCUUUGUUUUGUCUUUUUCCCUUUUAGGAAACUUGAUGUCCUUUGUACAUUCCUUUAAUACCAGCAGCCAACAUAAAAUAUCUUUAGUUGCUUCCAAACUUCAUUAGAGGUACAAUUUUUUUUUUCCACUUCCAGUAAAUCUUUACAUGCAAAUACCAAACACGACCAGGGAGAUUACAGGAACAGCAAAGUGAUAACUGAUAAUUUAAGUGACAGAUGAAAGUUCAAUCAUUGAACUUUGCCCAGGUUAAAAAAAAAAAAACUCUUUCUCCAUAUACACAACCAAAAAAAAAAAA
Messenger RNA from Tarenaya hassleriana, 1512 nucleotides. RefSeq lists its product as uncharacterized. Lineage: Eukaryota; Viridiplantae; Streptophyta; Magnoliopsida; Brassicales; Cleomaceae. The transcript has 8 exons. The coding region runs from base 84 to 1049 and encodes 321 amino acids. The record is from RefSeq and is a predicted model, not a curated record.